This is a messenger RNA of Halteromyces radiatus, 667 nucleotides long. RefSeq lists its product as uncharacterized. The record is from RefSeq and is a predicted model, not a curated record. The transcript is spliced from 2 exons. NCBI's taxonomy places the organism in Eukaryota, Fungi, Mucoromycota, Mucoromycetes, Mucorales, Cunninghamellaceae. The coding region runs from base 1 to 483 and encodes 160 amino acids.
AUGAUUGCGAACGAACGACGAGACAAUAUGAAACCAUUGGUACGUGCAAUAGGCAAUGCAAGGACAGGAGUAGGUACACGAAUAAAGGGUCAUUUGAAAUAUGAUGGUAAAGUGGCGCCGAAGGCUAUGCAGACAGAACGGUAUUGUGCUUGUGGUCAUCGUAUCUCUAUAAUGUGUCCUUUUUGCCGUGUGAUACACCCAAGAAAGGUUAAGAAUGGCAAGACUAUAAUGAACAACGGUGCCUCUUAUUGUAUCAAUUCGGAUUGUGAAUCAUGUGUAUUAUGCAAGAAUUCCUUUGGACGUGAUUCAUUAUCAUCUACCUGCAUCGCUUUCCGUUGUUAUGGUCAAGUUUACUGGACAAGAUUUGUUAUGAUUCAUGCUUCAUUACUACAAUUUAUGAACAAAACCCAUGCCAUGCGGUGUAAGGUGGCGACCCCGCAUUCUGUGGUGAAAACAGUUUCGACUUUAUUUUAUUUUAUAUGAUCUCCUUUCCUCUCUUGGAUUGACUUGGAUUACAUAUUUCAUUUUAUAUAGUGUAAGUAAGGAUGAUGUGAGCCCAUAUUUUUGGAGAUUUAUUUACUUAUUUUAUUUCUUUUUCUUUUAUACUUCACUUUGGUUGCGACAAUUCUAUUACUUCUGGUAUACCAUUUUAUUACUUUUAUUCUGU